AUGCGUUCCAUAAUAAUGCUGCUCGCCACCACAACAGCAGUAAUGGCCUACGGUCAGCGGCAGAGCUCCGGUUAUGAGACUGCUGAGUUAUAUCAACCACCACCUGCAAUUCCUCCUAACGCUGACGGUGGCUAUCAACAGGCAUACAAUUCCGACGGUGCCUCAGUAGCAAAUUCUUCUCCACCACCCACUUCGUCUCCUCUCCCGCCUUCAUCUGUUGCACCUGUUACUAACACUCCCGUGACUACGACUACAGAAGCGGUUUUGCCUCCAGCUAUUCCGGUUGGCAUCAACGGAGGGAACACCGGUGUUCCACAGACAGAUUGUAUACGUCAGAUUCCCGUCGCCACCAAUGGAGGACUCGACGUUAACUCAGGAUCGGCUCCCGUCGGCACCAAUGUAGGAGUUAGUGGUGUUAACGCUGUUAACAUUCCCGUCGCCCCCAGUGGAGGGUUAAACGGUGUUAGCAUUCCCGCCGCCACCAAUGCAGGAGUCAGCGGUGUUAACUUAGGAGUAGUUCGAGUCGUCAGCGGAGGACUCAACAGUGUCAAUAUUCCCGUCGGCACUAAUGGAGGACUUAAUAGCGUUAACCUGGAAGCAAUUCCCUUCGCCACGAACGAAGGACUAAACAGUGUCAACGUUCCCUUCACUACUAAUGCAGGGAACAGUGCUACUUUAGGAUUGAUCACCGCUGGCACCAAUGGAGGGUCCAACAGUGCUAGUUCAGGAGCGGUUGUCGUCGGCGCCAAUGGAGGACUCAAUGGUGUUAAUUCAGGAGUAAUUCCCGUUGCCAACAAUGCAGGACUUAGUAGUGCUACCAUAGGAGCGGUUCCCGUCGCCAACAAUGGAGGGUUAAACAGUGUCAGCAUACCUUUCGCCACCAAUGGAGGGCUCAAUGGUGCUACAGCGGCUGCCACCGGUACCAAUGGAGGGCUCAACGGUGCUACUCUAACAGCGAUUCCCGUCGGCAGCAAUGGAGGACUCAACGGUGCUACUACAGGAGUGAUUACCUUCAGCAACGGCAAUGGACUCAGAUGGCGCCUUUUCCGCCAAGGCGCAGACAAUUCGUAA
Molecule: messenger RNA, 1071 nt
Organism: Cylicocyclus nassatus
Lineage: Eukaryota; Metazoa; Nematoda; Chromadorea; Rhabditida; Strongylidae
Source: the annotation of a GenBank genome assembly